AUGAUAAUAAUAAUAUGGCGGGAGCCACAUUCAAAAUACCCGCCGGCGGGUACUGGGUUCUUUUCGUGCUGGGCAGUGAUUGGUGGAGGCCGACCCAGGAGCACCGCGCCGCCCGGGGGACGACCCAGGAGCACUGCGCCGCCCGGGGGACGACCCAGGAGCACCGCGCCGCCCGGGGGACGACCCAGGAGCACUGCGCCGCCCGGGGGACGACCCAGGAGCACCGCGCCGCCCGGGGGACGACCCAGGAGCACCGCGCCGCCCGGGGGACGACCCAGGAGCACUGCGCCGCCCGGGGGACGACCCAGGAGCACUGCGCCGCCCGGGGGACGACCCAGGAGCACUGCGCCGCCCGGGGGACGACCCAGGAGCACCGCGCCGCCCGGGGGACGACCCAGGAGCACUGCGCCGCCCGGGGGACGACCCAGGAGCACCGCGCCGCCCGGGGGACGACCCAGGAGCACUGCGCCGCCCGGGGGACGACCCAGGAGCACUGCGCCGCCCGGGGGACGACCCAGGAGCACUGCGCCGCCCGGGGGACGACCCAGGAGCACCGCGCCGCCCGGGGGACGACCCAGGAGCACUGCGCCGCCCGGGGGACGACCCAGGAGCACUGCGCCGCCCGGGGACGACCCAGGAGCACCGCGCCGCCCGGGGGACGACCCAGGAGCACUGCGCCGCCCGGGGGACGACCCAGGAGCACCGCGCCGCCCGGGGGACGACCCAGGAGCACUGCGCCGCCCGGGGGACGACCCAGGAGCACCGCGCCGCCCGGGGGACGACCCAGGAGCACUGCGCCGCCCGGGGGACGACCCAGGAGCACCGCGCUGCCCGGGGGACGACCCAGGAGCACUGCGCCGCCCGGGGGACGACGCCAUACAAGACAACGGCGCCUCGCUGCGCAGGCACCUGUGA
Procambarus clarkii (red swamp crayfish) is the source of this 915-nucleotide messenger RNA. RefSeq names its product basic salivary proline-rich protein 1-like. Lineage: Eukaryota; Metazoa; Arthropoda; Malacostraca; Decapoda; Cambaridae. The record is from RefSeq and is a predicted model, not a curated record.